GACCGUAAACAAGAAGCAUGAGAGAGUCCCAGAGACGGACAGCUGACAGAGGCAGGUCUAUGUGGAGCCUGCUGUGGGCAGACACGGAGGAGGACACACACCGCGACGCUGUUUCAGGGCGUUGAUGUUCGGACGGUAAACUGUGAGACAUCAUCCAGCGCACCCUGGGGACAAAGAAAGGAGGCUGCACUGAAUUCUGCAUGUAAGAGAGAAGAGGAAACGCACAGUAGACUGUACAGAGGACUGUACAGAGGACUGCAGAAAAUCUGCAAAAUCUGACAGCAUCAUCCUCCACUGCCCAGCCUUCAUAGACUGAGGUGGACAUUUCAAAUCUCCCUUUCCUUGACCACCCAGGAUGGAGGAUUAAAUCACAUGCUCCGUCACGAGCGAUAACAAACCAAACCUGCUGAAACCUCAUUCUCCAGUGCUUGAUAAGCCCUUGAGACCUUUCUGAGAGCUUAGAGCAACACAAACUUUCCCAAGUAAUUUUCUUAUCUUACUCAAAGGAAACAUUCUGAUAAAAGUCAGAAGCAAUUUAUGUUUUUUCAGUGAGGGCUUGAAACAAGAGACCUAGCCACGGCCUGCUGGAAGGUCUCAGAGAAGCUUUUGGAGAACGCAGACUUGGAGGACAAGAUUGCUGCUUGUGUGACGGAGGUGAUGGGUAACAAGAACGCCAUUCCACCAAAAGGUCCUGACACUGGGACAACGCAGAAAGAGGAAGGGGUGUGCAACGAUGGUGUCACAGGAAGCGUCUCGAGAGAUGAACUGUCGGGCCCCAGCCCAGAGCUGCUGGCCUCCCUGCAGUCCCUCCGAGAAAACAGUGACUACACACUGCUGCCACACUCCCUGCACCAGAUUGCAGAGGCCUACUCGCUCAAAGAGGACUACCAGUGGGCCAUCCAGUUCCUCCAGCUGGAGAAGCUCUACCAUGAACGUCUGCUCUCCAACCUUGCUGCCCUGCAGGAGGACUGGGAGAGCCAGUGGAGAGAGAAGAAGAAUGCUGAGAGCAGUUUUCCAGCAGAGACAGACGGCAUCAGCCAAAAACACAUCGAGACCCUGAGCCAGAUCUGCAGGACACACCUCAGACCAUCCAUCAGUGUCCAACAGAACAUGGUGAAUGCAACGCUGAAAGAUAUUCAGAGCAAGAAUGAGACACUACAACCCUGUCAUGAUAAAGUCAACAAGCCUGAAACAACACACGUGGAUGAAGAACAAGAGCAAAGCAUGAACUCGGAAUCAGAGCUUCCCGCACCACAGGAGGGAGGUGAGGAGGAGAGAGAAGAAGAACAAGAAGAGACAUAUGAGGAAGGGCAGGAAGUAGAAGAGGAGGAGGAGCAGUGUGAGGAGACGCCAGAGGAUGAGGAGGUGAAGGUGGAGUGGCCAACAGGAGUCCCCCAGGCUUCAGACAAGGACCUGGCCAAGCUGUCCCAUACAGAGGGGAGUUCCUCCCCAGAUGGUCUGGUCUCCAUUCUGAAAAGGAGGAGAGCAUCACUGGAUGGAUUGCCUCCCCCGAGUGACAUUGUUACCAAACAGAACUCCAAACGCAAAGUUCGCUUCAGUGAGCCAGAGGACGGCAUUGAGCACGAUGAGGUAGGUGGAGACUCCUGCCUGAUCCUGCUGCUGCUGUGUCUGGUUACCGUGGUGAUCAGCAUAGGUGGGACGGCCCUCUACUGCACCCUGGUGGACACUUACUCCAACAUUUGCACCGACUUCACCCACAACGUCGACUUCUAUGUCAUGAGCGUGCGGAGGUUCUUCGAAGGGCUCGGACACUGGCUGCCCCUCCGGACUUAGACCCUGUCACCUGCAUUCCACAAGAGAGCUGUUUCAGACACUCGUACUGAAUGGACUGUGUCAUGAAGCCAGGAUGAGACAGUUCACAAGCACAACUCCAAUGAGAGUGUUUAAAGCUUUGAUUUCCUCCACAGUGACUGGACUCAUGUCUGAGCAAAACAGCGGGUGCUCACAGCACACUAAACAGUAAAAACUGUUACAGGCGUGCAUGUUGUCGGAUCACAGUUCAGAAACUCCUGUUUACUACUGUUGUGUGUGGAUAUUUCCUCUUAAGCUCAAUCUUACAGCUACCACACAAGAGGGCUCACAACUCUCAACAAUAUUUAUAUUUUAACAGAAGUAGUUAAUCUGUGUAGAAGUGUUUCCCUGUGCUGUGUUUUGUCUUUUGUUCCAGAAGGUGUUUUGUGCUGGUUAUAUUUUGACUCAUAAAGACAGAAAUAUAUCUUCAGAAUCAUUAGGGUUGUACGUGUGUGUAUGUGUGUGCGUGUGUUUGUGUGUGUGCUGUUUUUUGAGUGACUGAUGAGCCAAAAGAUGAUUUUUUAAAAUUCAUGUUACCAUUAUCUUUCACUCUGUUGACCCAUCUCUGUUAAAUGCAUAUACAGUAGGGCUGUACACCUUUAUCACACACGUUAUACAGCACGACGACAAACGUUUAUAAUGUUUUGAAAAACCCUGCUUCCAGAUACAGAUGGGCCUUUAUGAUCCUUUCACUGAGAGAGAUUAUUUUAUAGCUGCGCGUUUACCUCAAUACAAGCAGUUACUCUUCACAUUCCUCUUAUCAUGUGACCAACUCAAAGUGAAACAUUGAACUAUAUGUGAUACUGGUAAUAAAGUGACCUAUUGGGCGCAGCAUCCUAAAACAGUCUGCAUGAAUGAUGCUGUAUGUGUAGAUUCAGGAGGAGCGUGGCUCUUGGUUUGGAAAUAUCAAGUCUACAAAACAUUUCAGUGUAGUUAAGAUUACCAGUAUGCAAUACAGUAAUUUAACUCCACAAACUCAGGCCUUACCCUGUGUUUAUACCUUUGGUGCUCAAUGUUUUCAUGUUCACCCUUUAGUGAACUGUAUAACCCUAAAACUCCCGUUCUACAUCUGGACUUACGAUCAUAUUUAUUCUCCUCCUGCAGUGAGCAAACAGUUACAUCAUGCUAGUGAAAACACAAUGCAGAGAAAACAUUAAAAAAAAAAAAAGCGAAAAUAAAAAAAAGUACAUUAUUAUCGUGAACAUCACUAGUUUGAAAUCUUUCUUGAAUGUUCAGGCUUAGUCACACCUAACUCUGAAACUGAGUCGUCUCUAAUCUGCACUGGGAGUAUGGGAAUAUCCAGUGUACCUGGGUUAUGCUGUCUUUGUAGCAUUUUGUCCAAAAGCAGAGCUUAUUGGACCAGCAGUUUCCUGUCUGGCACAGGUAACACAACAGAAAAUACACCUGUUGAAAAGGACAAAUUGAAAUUUACUGAGCAUGUUCCUUUAUUCCAUUACUUUGUAUUGAUGUUUUUUCUGAUUUCAGCACACCUUUCUCUCUCCCUCUGAACUCCCAAUGUCUGCAAAGAGAUGAAUGUUACUUCUGUAUUGUCACUGUUGAUGUUGCAUUAUGCAAUCCAACCUUGUUUCAAUAUUUAUGUUCAUUUGUGUCCACAAGGGAAAAUAUAUUAAUUAAGAAACGUUUGCCAUGUGUUU
Epinephelus moara (kelp grouper) is the source of this 3467-nucleotide messenger RNA. RefSeq names its product consortin, connexin sorting protein b (gene cnstb). Lineage: Eukaryota; Metazoa; Chordata; Actinopteri; Perciformes; Serranidae. Gene Ontology annotation, biological process: positive regulation of Golgi to plasma membrane protein transport. Gene Ontology annotation, molecular function: connexin binding. Gene Ontology annotation, cellular component: trans-Golgi network; plasma membrane; transport vesicle. The transcript is spliced from 11 exons. The record is from RefSeq and is a predicted model, not a curated record. The coding region runs from base 658 to 1794 and encodes 378 amino acids.